GUGUGCCAGGAGAUAGAGACCGAAAGAAGGCACUAGAGCAAGAGAAAGAAGGGGAAGCCGUGGCGAAGACGACGGCAGCGUGAAGAGAGAAGUUGGGCGAGGAGGUCGUUUCUGAGGGGCCAAUCAGGUGGCCAUGGAUGCAGCGUGCUCUGCCGAGAGCAUUUAUAAUCUCAUCCCCAGGGUCCUGAAGGAACCCGCCCCGCCUCCUAGGUACAUAUCCAUUUUUAAGGCAGCCGUAAAAAAUGACCUACAAAAAUACAAAGCAGCCAUGAAAACUAUGGGACCAGCUAAAGUGGACGUACCGUCCCCAAAGGAUUUCCUCAAGAAACACUCCAAGGAAAAAAUUCUGCCACCCAAGAAGAAGUUUGAAUGGAAUGAGCCCAGAAAGCCCGCAGUGCCAGCAAGGACCGACCACCCAAUCAUGGGCAUACAGAGCGGCAAGAAUUUCAUCAAUACCAACGCGGCCGAUGUCAUCAUGGGCGUGGCCAAGAAGCCCAAGCCCAUCUACGUGGACAAGAGAACUGGGGACAGGCAUGACUUGGAGACCUCGGGACUCCUCCCCAAGUACAUCAACAAAAAGGAUUACGGAGUCACUCCCAAGUACAUCUGUGUGCGAAACGAGGAAGUCAGGCAGGCCCAAGAAGAGUACAACCGCUACAUCCAGGAAAACCUUAGGAAAGCGGCGAUGAAGAGGCUGUCAGAUGAGGAGAGAGAGGCAAUUCUGCAGGGUCUAAAGAAGAACUGGGAGGAGGUGCACAAAGAGUUCCAGUCGUUCUCGGUCUUCAUCGACUCCAUCCCCAAGAAAGUGCGCAAGCAGAAGCUGGAAGAGGAGAUGAAGCAGCUGGAGCAUGACAUUGGGGUCAUUGAGAAGCACAAGGUCAUCUACAUUGCCAACAAGCAGUGAUGCAUUUUUCAGGCACAGUCAUUUUAAGCCAUGUAGGACAAACAUGGAAAGGAUAGAGAUGAAACUACAAUUUUUUUUUAAGGCAAACACUGUGAAAAAAAAAAAGAGGAGUGUUAAAAGGCUUAGGAUAUGCUUUAAAAAUAACUGGAUUAUUCACGUAUAAAAGAAAAAGAGUUUGUUUUUACUAGUGUUGUGUUUUCCAAGUAUAUACCGAUUAAAGUUUGAGGUUUUGUGUCCCA
Messenger RNA from Ochotona princeps (American pika), 1143 nucleotides. RefSeq names its product enkurin, TRPC channel interacting protein (gene ENKUR). Gene Ontology annotation, cellular component: acrosomal vesicle. The record is from RefSeq and is a predicted model, not a curated record. Lineage: Eukaryota; Metazoa; Chordata; Mammalia; Lagomorpha; Ochotonidae. Gene Ontology annotation, molecular function: calmodulin binding. Bases 134 to 904 code for a protein of 256 amino acids. The transcript is spliced from 5 exons.